Gossypium arboreum is the source of this 548-nucleotide messenger RNA. Its product is annotated as agamous-like MADS-box protein AGL80. The transcript has a single exon. The coding region runs from base 48 to 548 and encodes 166 amino acids. Gene Ontology annotation, biological process: positive regulation of transcription by RNA polymerase II. NCBI's taxonomy places the organism in Eukaryota, Viridiplantae, Streptophyta, Magnoliopsida, Malvales, Malvaceae. Gene Ontology annotation, molecular function: protein dimerization activity; DNA-binding transcription factor activity, RNA polymerase II-specific; RNA polymerase II cis-regulatory region sequence-specific DNA binding. The record is from RefSeq and is a predicted model, not a curated record.
GAAAAAGGAAAAAAAACAUUCAAAUCUCCCUCUUUGAUUUGCAAGCCAUGAUAAGGAAGAAGGUUAAGCUUGUUUAUAUCACCAAUGAUUCAUCAAGGAGAGCCACCUAUAAGAAAAGAAUCAAGGUUUUGAUGAAAAAGAUGAGUGAGUUGAGUACCCUUUGUGGGAUCAACACUUGUGCUAUCAUGUAUAGUCCUUAUGAAUCCCAACUCAAGGUCUGGCCAUCCCCCAUAGGAGGCCAACAAGUGCUCUCCAAGUUCCAGAUGAUCCUUGAGAUGGAACAAAGAAAGAAUAUGGUGAAACAAGAGAGUUUUCUCUCCCAAAGAACUGUCAAAGUAGUGGAACAGCUUAAAAAACAUUGCAAGGACAACCAAGAAAAAAAGAUGAUUCAAGUCAUGUUUAAUAACAUUUGUGUUAAAUGGGUCAUCCAUGGAUUCAACUUUAAGGACAUAAAUGAUCUCAACUUGUUGGUCGAUGAAAAACUGAGUAAUAUUGACAAGAGGAUGGAUGCAUUUACUAUGACACCCCUUUACACUCUAGGGGCAUAG